ACGUCGGAUGAUUUUGAUUACACAAUAUCGGAUGAGCUAAAAAAUGAUAUCGAUGAAUUAUUCGAUGAAAUUUUGAACAAUGAACUACGACCAGCGAUAUCGAACAUAUUGAAUACCAUCCAGCAAUUUUACGUGGAAAAAAUAACAAAUAUUCCAAACGUUGAGGCAUUGAACGAGACAGUAUCAACGGCAGUCGAUUUAUUAACCCACAUCAAAACAUACGACUUGAAAGCGUUCGUGUAUGGUUUAUUGAAUGCAAUUGAUGUUCUGAGAAUUAGUGUAUCGUCGGAGCUAUUGAAUAAUGCCAGAAAUAAUAUCAAAUAUAUAGAUUUUCUAACAAAAGCUAACAAAAAAACAUUCGUCAUUUCGCCAUUGCAAAAUGUUGAAGAAAUAGCUAAUGUUUUACGCCGUAUUAAUUCGGAAUAUGGGUCACACAUUGAUCAAAUGAUCGAUAAUCUUCUGGAAAAUGAUUUCCUAAUUGAUGUUGAAAGGAUUUGCGAAGAUAUUGAACAAUUUCGUAAUCAAAGGAAUAUUAUUGAUUUAGAUGUUUUACACGAUAGAUUCUUGUUAGCCCAUGGAGUGUUAAGCACCAUCAACACCACCGAUCAGCGACAGUGCUUGUUUGAUUUGAUUUCAUUCGUGAAUCAAUUGGAAAUUGGAGUAUCUCCAAACAAUUUAAACGAUACCAUGACACAUAUUCAAACAUUCGAUUUUUUGUUGAAAAUUCGAAACGAAACCAUACAAACUGUGCCAGAAAAUAGUAUAAAGAGAAUUGGGAAAAUGAAGGAAAGCCUUUCCAGCGCACAAAAAUGGUAUAAUUUUUUGAUAAAAUUCCAUAAUGAAUUAUUCCGAACAACAUUGCCAAAGGAUGAUUUAUCAAAAAUGCAAGCGCAAUGUCGGAUCGAAGAAAAUGAUGUAAAAAAUAUUGACGAUACAGAUUUGGAACAAGUUCUCACACCAAUAAAUAGUUAUUUAUAUUCCGAAAUUAGAGGAUUGGGAUUAAAUUCAAAUGAACUAAACGCAUUGAAACGAUUACUCAAUAUUUCUGGUGAAACGCCAGAUAUGAAAUGUUCGCCAAAUGGUGAAUUUAUUGUUCGAGGAUAUAUGGUACGAGCUAGUGAUGUUGUCGACCAUUCGUGUUGGUCGAAUGCAAAAACGAUUGAUAUAUUUGCUUUAAGCGCAAUCAUCUUCGAUGCGGAUAUUAAUAAAAUGGGGGAACAAGUUAAACUUUCCAUCAUAUCACCAGUAUGGCAAAUUUUGCGCGAGCAUAAAAUUAUCUUGGAUGGAAAACCAGGAGAAAAUAUGACUGAUGCUCAAAGUGGUGAUCAAAAUAAUAGACCUGGAAAUGGAGAACACGGUAAAGCUGGUAAUAAUGGCACACCGGGCGGCCAUUUUCUUGGCAUUGGCGAUGAAUUCAACAAUGGACACUUGUUGUCCGUUCAUUCAAAUGGGGCCGACGGUGGAGCUGGACAAAAUGGUGGCAAUGGUACAGAUGGAGUAAAUGGCUCUGAUCCACCUCCAUGGCAAGGUUGUCAUUCCCUUUUUACAUCCUUCUCAACAUGCGAAGAAGAACAGUGGACUGACAAAGGUUUCAAAUUUACAAGAAAAGACCAUCCCGGUGGUCUUUAUGGUUUCUUUAAGAAAAGUGAGGUGAAAGGAAAAACUGGUACACAACCUGGAAAUGGUGGAAAUGGUGGUAAACCAGGAAUUGCUGGAUAUUCCGGAAUCAUAAAAAUUUUCGAAAUAGACGUAAAAUCUCGCGUAAAUAUUUCCAAUCGUUCAGCUAACAGUGGAACGGCAGGGAAAGGUGGAAUAGGUGGCAAAAUAGCAGUCAAUGGGCGCAAUAUGGUCUGUGUUUAUGAUCCAUACAGAGAAGAAGAAAGAUCAUAUUCUGAAUAUACUUACACCAACCCAAGUACAAAUGGAACGGAUGGUUUGAGUGAUAAAGGCCAAAAACCACAAAUAACAAUUGAAUUUAAACAAUUGUGGCGAAUCAUAAACAAAUACAAGAGCUAUGUCCGGGAAAAACUACCAACAAAUAUUCGAGAACGGAAACUGAGCACAUUCUUAGAGAAAAUUGCAAAAAAUACGCAGAUAGUAGACGAAUACAAAAUACUUGGUUUAAUCGAUGAACUGGACGGUUUAGAGCAUCAAUUUUUCAAAUUAGAAAAUCACAUUUCGCUGGCACCAUUUUAUGAAUCGCUUUUGCAUCGAAUCUCCGAACAUGCAAUAAAUGGGCCGAUCAAAAAGGAAGAAAAGAAAAUAUUGAGCUAUUUAUAUACAGCAGCAUUAAGUAAAAUCUUCGGCAUGAAAAAUCGAAUUGGGAAUAAUACCGUUUACGAUUUGGACGAAUUUCUUGGUUCAGUCAAAGAAUCAAUCGAAAAAUUAAAAGAAAUCGAAUCAAAAGUGGCCAUUAUUGAGUAUAGAAAUCAGUAUGAAAGUUUAUUAAAUAAAAAAAUGGGAUCAGCACAUGAAUUGAUAGAAAAACAAAUCAAACCGACAAUCGAUGGUCUUUUCAAUGAAAUCGAUCAACAUAUAGAUCAAAUGGUACACGAAACAAUACAGAAGGAACAAUCAGCAGCCGAUGAUAUAAUCAAAUACGAAAAACAGAAAAGAGAUUUGGAAAAAGCAAUGGCAAUUCGGAGUACGUUGGCUCCAUUUAAAAUUUUUAGUCCAUUAUUAAGUGUAUUCGGUCCACACGGGGCGAUUGCCGGUGGACUAAUAACUUCUGCGGCGUCGACUAUUGAAAGUCUAGUGAUUGGUACAGGGGAUCCAUCGAUAGGCGUAAUAUCUCCAUUACCAGUAAUUCGAACAUCUCUCACCCAACUGAGUGCCCAACUUAACAAUAAAGCUGCAUUAUUCAAAGCACAAAUUGCCGAAAUCGACACUAGAAUCAAAGACUAUGACAAUGAGGGAAUGCAAUCAACCGCAAUGCCAUCGAAAAGCGAUUAUGUAAAAAUAAAAGAAAAAAUAAAAGAAAAAGUGAAAGAAUGUAAGGAAUUCAUAAAGGAUAUGGAAGACGGUUCUUAUAAUCGACGAUUCACAGCUACAAUCGAUCAGAAAAAAAAUGAAUUGAAAGACUUAUUAUUGGAAGAAAAAACAGUAAUGGAACAAAGGAAGGCCGGAUUAGAAGCUCGGCAGCCGGAAAUGCAACGAAAAAUUGACAAAUAUGUGCGUUUCCUUGGUCAUGCGCAAACAGUGGCAAGUGCUGGUGAAAUGGCGGUUGAAGUAUUUAACCGUUAUAAAAGUGAUGCAAACAAAUUGAAGGUCGUUAGCGAUUCGAUUUCAGUAGCAAAAGAAAAUUUACAAAAAUUGAAAGCAGUGCACAACGAAAUUUCCAACAAUACAAUGCUGCAGGUUGAGUUGAUGGAUAAAAAAGUCAAUGAAUUAUAUGACAAAUUAACCGGUAAACAGCGCACCGAAUUAGAUAUGCAAAAAUGGGAAAUACAAAAUUUUCUCCGCGAUUUGAAAUUACAAUUUGCAAAACUCAUGAAAUUUCAAUUUUCGAUCGAAUUGGAUUUGCAAUCGUGUUUUACAAAAAUUGACGAGGGAAUUAACACAUUGAUCGAUGUUUACGAUCACAUUGAAUCGUAUGUGGAAAGUAAGCAAUUGGCCCAGUAUAUUGCGAAUAUUGCAUCUCCGAAUGCAAUUGAAAUCCGUGUUGAAGAUCCCGUAUUUCUCGACGCAAUCACUCGCUUACAGCACGUUAUCAAAUCGAAUCUGGUGUUGGAAAAAUACAAUUUAGCCAUGCGUGCUGUAGCACAGCAUUACUUUCCAGUCGUUCAUCUAUUUGUACGAAACUAUGACUUGCCACUGAGUUUGAAAACGAACGACACCGCAUCUUUGAUCGAAAAUUCUAUUGAAAAAAUCACAUCGCUGCAGAGUACGAUCAAAGAAAAAAAGAUUCUGUCCAAUGAAUAUGAGAAUGUAACGUUUAGUGACAUUGGAUUUGAUGGAGAGCUUCUACCACCAUUUUAUAUAUGGAAACACCACACAAUUCGAAACGAAAUUCGAAAUUUAUUCAAAGGCGAAUCGAUCAUUAUUGCAGCUGAUAUAAUGAAGGGCGUUGAUUUAAAUGCGGUCAAAUUUAAUGAAAUCCAACUUCGAUUCAAAUUGCAAAAUGAAACUGCACAAAAUCGUUUUAAUGGACGAUUGAAUGGUUUUCUCAUUAACAUGACAAUGAUUGGAAAUAAUAACUAUCGCUGUAACAAACGUAUUUACUGCAUACCAUUAGAUCGAAACGUUGAAAUUGUUCAUCACUUUGUGAAUGGUCAAUGGGUUGGGCCGAACGAUGUGCAUCGUAAAAUUGCUGAUAAUGAGGCAUUUUUGAGUCCAUACACAACAUGGAUGAUCCAAUUAUCGGGCGGCGAUUUUCGGAAAUUAGACGAUUUUCACAAAGAAACCAUUGAUUUGGAAUUGAUUGGAAGGGGCAAAUAUUUAAUGCAUGGAACAUUCUCUAUGCACAAUUGCAACGAUCAAUUGGAUAAAUAUUAUAAUUUCGAGAAAAUUAUAUCACAAUAGCCACAAUAGAUAGAAUAUUUUUUCCACUUUGCCCAUUUUUAUUCCUUUUUUUAACCAUUUAAUCAAUUUUAUUGGAAGUUUUGUAUUUAACCUAUUGAAAACAUUGUAGAAUUGUUGUUAUUUAGAAUAUAUGAUGCAUAUGUAGGCAAAACUUUUUUUCAAUAAAUUUUUUAUAUUUCUUAUGUCAAAAA
This is a messenger RNA of Sitodiplosis mosellana (orange wheat blossom midge), 4712 nucleotides long. RefSeq lists its product as uncharacterized. The coding region runs from base 445 to 4521 and encodes 1358 amino acids. The transcript is spliced from 3 exons. NCBI's taxonomy places the organism in Eukaryota, Metazoa, Arthropoda, Insecta, Diptera, Cecidomyiidae. The record is from RefSeq and is a predicted model, not a curated record.